Diabrotica balteata is the source of this 7591-nucleotide messenger RNA. Lineage: Eukaryota; Metazoa; Arthropoda; Insecta; Coleoptera; Chrysomelidae. The record is from the annotation of a GenBank genome assembly.
UGGACACGUAAAUAUAAAUAAAAGUUUAAACAUUUUUUUACUUAGUUAUAAAUAAACUUGCGUAUGAUGAAAUCCUAAUGUCAUGCAUUAUUAUAUGUGAUUGUGGGAUUUACAGAAGAAUCCAAUGUUACAAGAUUUUGUCCUCAUAAAUAUAAGUCUCGCAAUAUUAGAUCAUAUUCCUAGGCUCAGAAACAAUUAUUUCUACCACUUUUAAUAAAUGUUGUAAACAUUUAAGCAAAAUGGGUAGCGAAGAAUUAAUUCCUAGGAAUUAUCAAGUCCUUUUGAUGAGAAUAUGUCUUGAGCAAAAUACUAUUAUUUAUUUACCUACGGGCUCCGGUAAAACAUUUAUAACCACAAUGGUCUUGAAACAAAAAGGAGAGGAUCUUUUAAGAUCGUAUAGUGAAGGUGGUAAAAUCUCUAUAAUCUUAGUGAAUACUGUGGCACUUGUGGAUCAACAUGGAAGUUACAUUACUAAUCACACAAGCUUUUCUGUUGGAAAAUAUACUGGUGAGAUGAAUCUAGACUUCUGGCCAAGGACUAAGUGGUUUGAAGAAUUUAACAAAUAUCAAGUAUUGAUAAUGACAUCGCAAAUUUUGGAUAAUCUAUCAAGGACUAAUUUUAUAGAUUUGAACCAAGUUAAUUUGUUGGUUUUUGAUGAAUGUCAUCGAGGUGUAAAUGAUCAUACCAUGAGAAAUUUAAUGAAACGGUUUGAACAUUUAAGUGAUCCUCCGAGAGUUAUUGGCCUCACAGCGACUCUGUUAAACGGCAAUUGCCAACCACACGAGGUCUUACCGAAAAUCAGAAGUUUAGAAACAACGUUUCAUAGUAAAGUUGCCACAGUAGAAGAACUUAAAGAUGUUAUUGGCUACUCUACAAACCCUCACGAAGUUGUCGUUGGAUUUGAUAAACACCGUCUCCAAAUGGAUGAACUAUUUGCAAAAGCUAGAUUAGAGAAAAUCAUGUUAAAUUUGUCAAAUGUAAUGGGAAAUCCAAUUCCGAUUAAUCUAACUCUAAAGGGAUUAGUGCCGAUACGUGUAGAAGAAGGACAAAAACGGUUGAUAAAUCUUCUUAAAGAUUUAGUGUAUCAUAUUGAAACCAUGGGGAUAUAUGGUGGAGCAAAAGCUUGUCAAGUGAAUAUUAUAAAAAUUGAAAGGUUGAAGAAACAUUGUGACGACAUGAGGCUUUCCAUGAUCUUUGAUUCUGUGCAGACCAUGCUUGGAUUUAUAACUCUAAAGUUGCAGAAACGGAUGACGGGUUUAUCAGAAAGGGAGCAGAUUUAUCAGUAUUCUUCAGAUCAAAUUAAACAAUUGAUUAAUAUAUUUAAUCAGUCCAAAAAAAUAAAGGGAACCGAUGAAUUAUGUUGCAUAGUAUUUACACAGAGAAGAUCUACCGCACAAAUUUUAUUUCACAUUUUCAAAGCGUUAAGUCGAAGUGAUCCCGAAUAUAAUUACAUCAAAUCCAAUUUUAUAGUAGGACAUAAUAGUAAUCCUUAUAAUGAUACUAGGGAAUUGUUAUACUUACAUAAAAAAAACAAACAAAUUUUAAACGAUUUCACAAACAAAGAAAUCAACCUUUUGGUAUCAUCUAACGUUUUGGAAGAGGGUGUAGAUGUGCCCAAAUGUAGUCUAGUUAUAAAAUAUGACUGCCCGAUGGAUUACAGGUCCUAUGUUCAAUCAAAAGGAAGAGCUCGACACAAAGAAAGUUUUUACUAUGUAAUGGUUGAUUAUGAGAAUUUCAAAAGCUUCGAUAGAAGAGUAAAUGGCUAUAAAACAAUCGAAGACAUGUUAAAUCAGUAUUUGAUUGGAAAGAAUUCCGAGAGAGAAGAGAUUUCAGAAGAAGCUCUCCAAGCAUUGUACAACGAAGAUGAAAUUCCUCCUUAUUAUGUUAAACCAGGUGGUGCUUGCGUUACGAUGUUAUCAGCAAUAUCUUUGCUAUGCCAGUAUUGCACAAGCCUUGCUUCCGAUAUGUACAGUGAGGCCGCUCCCGAGUGGUAUAAGAAAGAGAAUUUGGGGAAAACCGCUGUUGUUAUCCUGCUACCCACUGGUUCUAAAAUUCUGGAUGAAAUUCAGGGGCAAUUUAUGUCAAACAUAAAACUAGCCAAGAGAGCAGCUGCAUUCAAAUGCUGCGUUUUGCUUCAUCAAGUGGGAGAAUUGGAUGAUCAUUUGUUACCCGUAAAGAAGACUGUAAAAGAAGAAGACGUGAGUUUUCUGUUUACCCAUUACCCGGAUAAAGAAAAUAGAGCAAAUGCAAAUUUAAAAACGCGUAGAUUACAUAAAAAGAUGGUUCCGAAUACACUUAAAGAACAAAUUCGACCUUCUUCUAAGGUCUAUCUACAUUGUCUCCAAUUAAAUCCACAAUUUAGCAGACAUAAUUCGGACAUUAAUCAAUCCACCGUUUAUGAUAUGUAUACAUCUUCUCUAAGUUAUGGAAUUAUCACUACGUCGCCGUUACCAACCAUUUGUGAUUUCCCGAUUUACCUUACUUCGGGUACAAUAGAAGUUUCUUUAAAAGUAAAUCAUCGAUCACUGAAUAUUACCCACGUGGAUUUGGACGACAUUAAAACAUUUCACUUCAACGUUUUUGAUAGCGUUUUAGAAAUUUUACCAAGAUUUUUAAUUUUUGAUACUAGUGAUAAUGCAGAAAUGAUGCUGUUAGUUCCUGUAAAUAAAGAAAAUGGUGAUAUAGAUUGGGACGUUUUGAGGAGCAGAGUUUCUGCUCAACUUGUUAAUGAAUUAAGCGAAGAACAAAAGUUGAAUUUGCCAGUAACACAAGAGGGUUACUUGAGAAAAAUCGUCAAUCCCUGGUACAGACGGGACACGCCUACAUAUAUUGUAACGGAAGUAUGCUUUAAUAAGUCUGCUAAAUCGCCAUUUCCAAAUGAGAGCUUCAGUAGUUUUGCAGAAUAUUUCAGGACAAAACAUAAUAUUACUCUACUAAACCCUGAUCUUCCAUUGCUAAAGGUUAAAGGAUUAACCAAAAAUAGGAUUUUUAUUAAGCCAAAAGGUGCUUCUAAAGGAAAAAGAAAAUAUGAUGAACAUACGGAAUUAGAAGAAUAUUUACCACCUGAAUUAGUGGUGACACAGGAAUAUCCCGCCCCUUUGUGGAUUCAGUCCAACUUCCUGCCGACGAUUCUGAGUAGGAUUUCGUUUAUGCUGCAAUUAGAGCAACUGAGGUGCAAAAUCGUUGAAGAAACAGGAAUGGGUUCAAUUAUUCAUACUAAUAGGAAAGCUCUUCAAUUGGAUGAGUACCUUUUAGACUAUAAACCGUACGUAGAAGAAAUACCCUAUCACGAAGAUACACCUAUGGACAUUGAUCAAGUAGAUGCCAUUCAGGCUUUUCCUUUAAAUUCGGUAUCAAAAAUAAACAAAGAAUUCACAAAUAAAAUCAUAGAAUCCCAAUAUCCGUGGAAAGAUAUCGAAGAACCUCUUGAUGUUGAAAGGGAUCUUGACGCAACAGUUUUAGAUGUAGAACACUAUGAGCAGUUUUUGGGUUUUAAAUUGUCACAGCCUGCCCGUGAAUUGAAAAACAUUUCUCCUAUUAAGAAAAAAGAACUGUUGGCUUUAACUUAUGAUAAAAAAUUUGCUCCUACCAAAAUCAAAUUACUCGAAAUUGAACUAGACGAGAAAGGUCCAGAAUUAUGCAGAUUUUACAGAGCAUUCACGUGUGCCAAAGCUAAUGACAUUGUUAAUUUGGAACGUCUGGAAACUCUUGGGGACUCAUUCCUGAAAUUCAUUUCUUCAGUCUACAUAUACCUGAAAUUUCCCCAAUAUAACGAGGGUUUGGCAACUUCCUUAAAAGGCAGAUUGGUCAGCAACAAAAAUCUGUUUUAUUUGGCAGUAAGGAAAAACCUGCAGGGUAUCAUUAAAUACCAUGAAUUGUCUCCGCAAAAAGAAUGGUUGCCUCCAGCAUUUACCAUUCCUAGCGAAUUAUCACGACGAAUAGAAAAUAAAGAACUGUCUCUUAGCUCCGUUUUUGGAUUCACUAUUCCGGUAGAGGAGCAAAUUUCGGGUGUGUUAAGCGAAGAAACUAAGCAGGAGAUUUACGAAGAAGACUAUCCUCCUACGGCUACGGAGGAAUCUGCCUACCAAACAAUGGCCAACUUUAUAAAAUGUCAAUACAUUGGAGAUAAAUUUAUCGCUGAUGUUGUCGAAAGUCUUAUUGGAGCUUACCUAAUGUCAGGCGGUUUUAAAGCCGGCGUCAAAAUAAUUGAAUGGAUAGGAAUAAUUCCCAAAAGCGAAAGACUGGAAUAUAUUUGGCAACAACUAUCUCCAAAUCCAUUAUUAAGUCCCCUAUCAGAACAUGAGCUUGAUGAAAAAAUUCGCUAUCAUUUACCACUUUGUAAAAAAAUCGAAGAAAUACUUGGAUAUACUUUCAAAAACAAGGCCUAUCUUUUACAAGCGUUGACGCAUAAUUCUUAUACUCCAAAUAGAACGACUCUAUCAUAUCAAAAACUCGAAUUCUUAGGUGAUGCCGUACUCGAUUUUCUUAUUACCUGUCACAUAUACGAAAGUUGUGAAAAUUUAGAUCCCGGGCAACUGACCGAUUUGAGGUCUGCUUUAGUCAACAACAACACAUUCGCUAGUCUUUGUGUAAGAUUGCGUUUGCAUACGUAUCUGCUUAUGAUGAACAUGCAGCUGCAAAAACUAAUAGACAGGUUCGACAGCUUUAUGGCACAAAAGGACUAUAUAAUAGAUGAUGAAGUUUUAAUAUUACUCCAGGAGGAUGAAUACCAAUUGGCAGAAUCAGUAGAUGUACCUAAGGUACUUGGUGAUAUUUUCGAAGCAAUAGCUGGUGCUAUCUAUUUGGAUAGUAAUAAAUGUUUGAGAACAGUGUGGGACGUAUUUUAUAAGAUAAUGUGGAAAGAAAUCGAUCUAUUUACAAGUAAUAUUCCGAAAAAUGCGAUAAGAAGACUGUUUGAAUGGACUUCCGCUCAUGCUAAAUUUGGAAAAACGGUACCAACAGAAAACAAAAAAACUAUGAUACCUUUGCAGUUUCAGUUGAACGGAAUUCCAACUAUGGUCCAUGGUUUUGGAACUAAUACGGCAAUGGCCAAGAAGGCUGCAGCAAAAUUAGCGUUGCAGUUGCUUUUGGAGAGAAAAGAGAAAAAAUAAUUUUAAAAAAAUUUUAAAAUAGAAAAAGUACCUAUUUAUUGUUAAUAUUCUCCUGACAAUUAUUUUUUAAUUUAUCAAAUAUUUAAUAGUUAAGCACAGUUUAUAGGAUUAUAUUGAUGUUUUGAUUUAAUCUUUAGAAAUCGUUCUCACAGUACAAAUUGAACAAAUUAUUUUGUUUGAAAAAACCAAACAUCCAUAGAGAGGUUAAUACAAACGUUAAGAAUCGUUAAGUUGUAUAAACAAUCAAUUAAAACCAAGUACAGUUUAACACAAACUUAGAACAGCAAAAAAACAUGUGGUUAUUAUAUAUGUAAUUUAAAAAAAUUCGCCGAGAAACUAACAAGAUCACCCUUCCAACACUAGAACAUUAAUUUAGUUUAUUUUGACUUUAGGUAACAUUAUUAAAAUGAUUGCAAAAGUUUGCAGUAGUAAUCUUGUAAAAAAUGUAUUAAAAGUUGCCAUAAAAACUAUACCCCCCCCCCCCCCGAAACACUCGGCAAAUGGGACCUAAUUUAAAGCACAAGAACCAUCUCGUGAAAGAUAGUGUAUUUGAAGUCCAAAAAUGACAACACAAGGCGAAUUAGCAACCGCUAAUAAUACAUUAUAGCGGUAAAUUUAAAGGUAUGAUUUAGUAAGGAGAAAUCAUUGUCUGUACGAACCAUUAUAAAGAAAGCAACAGAUGGUUAGAAAACACCAUUUUACUUUCAAGGAAUGGCUCAAAGAAAGACAAACAAGUGAGGUCGAUCUUUCUAUAUCAUAAUACAAGUGACUAUGUUGUAGCUGGUUAACCAGCCACAGGUACAGAUUUAAUUUAACUUCCACAGUCCAAGGUUCAUAUAUUUUAGAACUGAGUAAUUAAUGGGAAUUACAUGAAUCAAAUUAAUUUCAAAUAUUUCAUCAAAAAUUUUUUUUGCAUUGAUAAAUGAAUUAAUAAAAUAUUAGUUGAAUAGUAAUCAUGGUUUAAGUAAAAAAAGGAAAAUUUUACUUGAAUUUAUUUAAAAAUGAAAAUGUACACAAAAACACACCGUAGGAGACAAUAUUAAAGUAUAAAACUAAUAAAGCCUAGUUCUGCAACAUGAAUGCAUGAUAAAUUUGGCUCAGGUUACUAAUGUCUGUCGUCUUAUUCAGAGCGUUGGGGUGUUUCAGUAUCGAACACAUUUCCAAAAACUGCCUUUUCACGAGAUUGCGUUCGUUGCCAAGAAUCCUAACUUCGUUAAAGUCCACCUUGUGAUUUGUAUUAACGGCAUGCUAAGCAAGAACACAAAUAUGCUUGGAUAGGUUAAUAUCACUACGGUGUGUCGUAAGACGCCCCCUCAGUGAUCUCCCUGUCUGACCGAUAUAACACGAGUGGAGAAAUAAAAGACAAAGUUGAUAGGCUACUUUAUCUAUUUUGAAGACGUUUCGCUUUCGUAUUCUGAAAGGAUCAUCAGUUCAUCUAAAAAGUACAAUAUGAGAACCACACAAUCAUGGAAACGAUGUUAUAAUUGUUACCUUGAAAAGACAUGUAGCAGUCAAAGUUAUUUACAAUUAUGUGAAUAAAACUCAAGUAAAUGGACAUUAUGCAGUGAUAUUGUAUAAACAAUCAAGUAACUAACAACAUAUAGCAACUUAUAAAAAAUUAGCACAGCAACUGACCAUGUGGUCUAAAGUAAACGAAAUAUUAUAUUUAAUCUUAAGUAGUGAAAAAGAACCAAGAAAAUCAUAGAUAUACUUCCAACUAUUUAAUAAUUAUUAAGCUUUGAUUUUAACUUUAGGUAUCAUUAUAAGUGAUGUUAAUAAAAAAUUUAUUUAAAAAGUAGUGUAAAUGAAGUUACCGAUCAAAGCCUUACAGCUACCGCCGGAAAAAUGGCGUUAAAUGAACCAGACCGAACUAAACCGCAAAAAGACAGCCAACCUUGAGGUCAAAAAUCUUUUGACAGAUCAACAUGGUGGAGGUACCACCCCAAAUAAUUGGGCGGUAUUUUCCGAGGGCCGCUGUGUACAUUUAAAUUUGAGCAUAUUCUUCGUUUAAACGAUGAAAUCACUCUUCCAAAUAGUGGAAUUGUACUUUAGUUUCUAACGUUUUCUGCCAUAAACUGACGUCACGCAUAUCUGGUCUGUUAAUUGUAUGGUCUCUGGUAAUCUGGUCUGGUCUGUAUUUUGAGAAUGAUUUCCGAAGUGGAAAUCGAAAUGUCAAAAUAAACGUAUUUUAAACUGAAACUGUGGUCAAUUCCCAUUGAAGAUAGUAAGUAAUUAUUUGUUUAAUUGUGUUUAUCCGCGAUUGUAUAUCUAGAAUUAUUGUGGCUUUUGUUACAGCUUAAAGCUCAAAGCAAUGUCUGUAAAAAUGUUGUAUGAGACAGAAGUGACUGAAGUAGUAGGAAAAUAUUAUAACUUUAUUUAUAUUUAUAAAAUAGAAAAAUAUACGAAAAUAUGUGUUAAUAAAUAUUCAAUUUCUUAUUUUUGUAAUAUUUAUAUCCGAAAUAUAGAUGAAUGAUUGUUAA